CCUUCCUGCCAUUGCCAGCACCACAUCUGUCCUAUUCGACCUUCUCUCUCUCAACGAUCUCUGAAGAGAGAAAAAUCCAAUCUUUCUGAACUUUCUCUCUCACUCCCUCCAUUGAUUCAACCUAAUAGACUUCCAAAGAGACCUAAUCGUAUUCGAGAUCAAAUCGCUUAAUCAACAAUGUCUUCUACUUUCAGUGGCGAUGAAACUGCUCCUUUCUUCGGCUUUCUCGGCGCCGCAGCUGCCCUAGUCUUCUCAUGUAUGGGAGCGGCUUAUGGCACAGCGAAGAGUGGAGUGGGCGUGGCGUCCAUGGGUGUGAUGAGGCCUGAACUUGUGAUGAAAUCCAUUGUUCCUGUUGUUAUGGCUGGAGUGUUAGGUAUUUAUGGGUUGAUUAUUGCUGUUAUUAUCAGUACUGGGAUUAACCCUAAAGCCAAAUCCUAUUAUCUCUUUGAUGGUUAUGCCCAUCUAUCUUCUGGUCUCGCUUGUGGUUUGGCUGGUCUUUCUGCUGGUAUGGCUAUUGGUAUCGUCGGUGAUGCCGGUGUUAGAGCUAACGCACAGCAGCCAAAACUCUUUGUUGGUAUGAUCUUGAUUCUCAUCUUUGCUGAAGCUUUGGCUUUGUAUGGUCUUAUUGUUGGUAUCAUUCUAUCAUCACGAGCUGGCCAAUCAAGAGCAGAAUAGAAAAGCAUUCGUUCAAAUGUUCUAGCCUGAACUUUGUUGAAAUUAGAUUGCCCCUUUAAGGACCUGAAUACUGACAUCGAAAAUGGUGGUGCCAUUUUUUUUUUAUAAAUUUCGCAUAAUCUUGUGAUUGCUUCAUCUAAAAAGUCAAAUUCUUCUGCUGGGUGUUGAAUUUAGAAUGAGUUGUCGUUGAAUAAAGCUUGCUAAGCUGUACAUUUAAUUACUA
Molecule: messenger RNA, 898 nt
Organism: Humulus lupulus (European hop)
Lineage: Eukaryota; Viridiplantae; Streptophyta; Magnoliopsida; Rosales; Cannabaceae
Product: V-type proton ATPase 16 kDa proteolipid subunit
Exons: 3
Coding region: 178-675 (165 amino acids)
Biological process (GO): proton transmembrane transport
Cellular component (GO): proton-transporting V-type ATPase, V0 domain
Molecular function (GO): proton-transporting ATPase activity, rotational mechanism
Source: RefSeq, a predicted model, not a curated record